AGUGGGGACGAGUGCAAAAGGCACCGUUAGAAUUUCAGUAUAAAAAGAGCAGCGCAGCAAUCGAGAGUUCAAUUCGUCGGAGCCCCAGGAAGGAGCCAGCAGCAAAAGAACCAUCCAGCAGCAAAGAGGAUCACCCAUCAGAAGCGAGGACAAUCGAGCAGCCAAAGUCAGCGGACAGCGAGGGAAGCAUUAUUCCACGCCGGGAGGCUGCCCAAUCACCCAGCGACGGAAAACUUAUUCCACGCCGGGAGGCUGCCCAAUCACCCGGCGAGGGAAAGGUUAUUCCACGGCGGGAGGCUGCCCAAUCAACGUGGCGCACCGAGAAGAGCUUCGCUGGAGAGAAGAGAACGGACGAAAGCUCCGUAGGAGUGAGGAGCGCUUCCGGGGACGACCAAGACAUUCCCCGGGAGGAAACGAGAGAGGAGCACCACGGUGUAUCUCCCCAUCACCGUCAGCGCGAGGAAGAGAGAGGAAAGGAUCGCACUACGUCUCCCCAUCACCUCCAGCGCGAGGAAGAGAGAGAGGAAAGGAUCGCACCACGUGUCUCCCUCACCACCAGCAAGAGAGAGGAGAGGAUCACGCUACGUGUCUCCCUCACCACCAGCGCGAGGAAGCGAGAGGCGAACAUCCCGUCGAAUAUCUCCCACACCAGCAACAAGGAGAAACUCCACAUCAGCUCCACGGACUCCGUCAACACGAGGAAGGGGACUGAGCCAACAACGGGCAUUCCGUCAUACUUCUCCGUCUACUUUAGCGAGAGAAAGAACUUUAUUGUCACCAAGAGCGGGAAGAGGACGACGGACUCAACAGCGCGCGUCUGGCUAUGCAUCUUCUUCUCCCACAGUAGCGGACCAGGCAUCAUUAUCACCAGAGGAAAGGAGAGGAAAGCGAGUUGA
Phlebotomus papatasi is the source of this 896-nucleotide messenger RNA. RefSeq lists its product as uncharacterized. The transcript has 2 exons. NCBI's taxonomy places the organism in Eukaryota, Metazoa, Arthropoda, Insecta, Diptera, Psychodidae. The annotation marks the transcript as partial. The record is from RefSeq and is a predicted model, not a curated record.